This is a messenger RNA of Tachysurus fulvidraco (yellow catfish), 1712 nucleotides long. It is a transcript of the gene irak4, whose product is annotated as interleukin-1 receptor-associated kinase 4. The transcript is spliced from 11 exons. Gene Ontology annotation, biological process: protein phosphorylation; signal transduction. The coding region runs from base 178 to 1560 and encodes 460 amino acids. The record is from RefSeq and is a predicted model, not a curated record. Lineage: Eukaryota; Metazoa; Chordata; Actinopteri; Siluriformes; Bagridae. Gene Ontology annotation, molecular function: protein serine/threonine kinase activity; ATP binding; magnesium ion binding.
AGGAAGUUGGUCAAUAUGGGGAAAACCCACAAGCUCAUUACUGCUGGUUUGGACGCGCAACCAAACCAAAGUGCUUUAAAGUUGGGUUUCUGUUUCAGAGCAACUCGGUUUAUUGGAUUAUUGGGUUGAAAAGAUUCAGUAGUGGAUCAGGAGCGGUGUAGAAGUUAGACAGUGAGGAUGAGCUCCAGUGUCACCAAGGACACAUUGGUGCGUAAACUGAGCCACGCGACUCUGCGUAAAAUCUCCGACUUUCUGGACCCGCAGGACGCGUGGAAAAGUGUCCUAGUGGAUAUACAGAAGGACAACGGGGAGCCGAGAUACACCCAGUUACACCUCAGGAGAUUUGAGAGAUUGGUGGCCCAAGGAAAAAGUCCUACAGUGGAGUUGUUGCAUGAUUGGGGUACCACAAACUGCACAGUUGGGGAACUUGUGGAGAUUCUCAUUAGACACCAGCUGUUAACACCUGCCAGACUGCUACUGCCAGAUGUAACCGCAGAACCUGUUGCCACACAUUGGAGGGCAGUUGAGGAUCCACCCACUGAAUAUCACCAGGCACAGACUCAGGUUUGUGCAGUAAAACUCGAUAACUCGACAAAGCUAACGGAAGACACGUCUCACACGUUACCUGACAGCACCACAGGACCAGAAGAGAGUCAAGAGCCUAAUGAAGAAGGUUUCUACGCCUUCACUUUUCGUGAGCUGACACGAAUCACAGGGAACUGGGAUGAGCGUCCAGCUUCGCUGGGAGGCAGCAGACUGGGCGAAGGUGGCUUUGGAAUCGUUUUUAAGGGUCUGCACAACAUCAAGCCUGUUGCAGUAAAGAAACUGAACUCAGUAGACGGUCUGUCUCCUGAGGAACUCAAGUCUCAGUUCAGUCAAGAGAUUCAAACACUAAGGAGGUUAAAACAUGUGAAUCUGGUGAAUAUGGUUGGUUAUUCCAGUGACGGCCAGUAUCCAUGUUUAGUCUAUGCUUACAUGUCUAACGGUUCGUUGUUGGAUCGACUAGCGUGUUUGGAGGAAAGCAGUCCUUUAUCCUGGCAGGUGAGGAGUGUGAUAGCGCUCGGGACAGCCAGAGGACUCGAGUACCUUCACCAACACAACCACAUACAUCGGGAUGUGAAAAGUGGGAACAUCUUGCUGGAUGAAUCCUUCGUUCCCAAGAUUUCAGAUUUCGGUUUAACGCGUGCGUCGGCUAAGCGCUCGAACACGACGGUGAUUACUGAGAAAAUCGUUGGGACGACGGCUUACAUGGCACCAGAGGCCCUGAGAGGGGAGAUCACACCAAAGUCAGACAUCUUCAGCUUUGGAGUGGUGCUGCUGGAAAUUCUGUCUGGACUUCCUCCUGUUGAUGAAAAUCGGGACCCAAAACUUCUGAUGGAGAUGAAGGACGAGAUCGAGGAUGAGGAGAUCACACUGGAUGAGUUUAUAGAUAAGAAAAUGACGGAUUGGGAUACGGAGUCUGUGGGAAGGAUGUACAACGUGGCCAGCCAGUGCCUGAGUGAAAGGAAGAACAGGAGGCCUGUGAUAAAGGAGGUUCUCGUUGAGCUGGAAGGACCCUAAACUUCGAUCACCUUCUGACCGACAUCCAGAGAGAGACGAGAUACCCGACUCGAAAAAAUCUAAAACGUUCCGUAAAUAUUCUGUAUGUCAUAACAGGGUUGUUUUUUUUUUUAUUAUUUAUUUAUUUCCUUAUUAAAGAAAAUCAAACUUAA